UUUAUUGAGCAUGGAACAGGAAGAUGUAUUGGAGGGAGAUUGUAAGAAGUGGAACUGCAUCUACCCGGCCUAUAUAAACUCUAGUCGGUCAUUAAAGAGAGGAAGGAGGAUACCAAAAGGAGUGGCUGUUGAGAACCCGACAUGUCAGGAAAUAGGGGAUGUAAUCAAGAGUCUGGGACUGCAACACGAGAUUCAGCCCAAGAAGCACUAUACUAGGGAGUUGGACCGGGAGCGCUGGCAACUUGGACGGGUAAAAGUACAGUUAUUGGACGAGGAGGGGUUACCAUUACACGAGACAAUUAAAUCAAAAGGAGAGCUAAUGCAGUACGUAGCUACCAUGAUACCCAAACUUAAAUCCAGAUCGGUCAAGGCGCCUGACCAACAGCAAGCGAGCUCGUCUGGUAAAAACAAGAAGAAGAAAGGGAAGAAAUAGCGAGACUGGACUAUGAAGUACUUCAGGGGAAUGUGAUAUGAAUCUUCUCUGUUUUAGAUCCCAAUCUCAUUUGGGAUACUCAGAAAGUUAUUAAAUCUUACCCUAAUUGAGGACACCAACAUUUCUGCCACAUUUUGAUUAUUCCUAUUUUAUUGAAUUUUAUUCAAGUAUUGAUUUCUUUGAACGAUUUGACACGGGUAUAGAA
Molecule: messenger RNA, 638 nt
Organism: Bolinopsis microptera
Lineage: Eukaryota; Metazoa; Ctenophora; Tentaculata; Lobata; Bolinopsidae
Exons: 5
Coding region: 11-433 (140 amino acids)
Biological process (GO): SRP-dependent cotranslational protein targeting to membrane; SRP-dependent cotranslational protein targeting to membrane, signal sequence recognition
Cellular component (GO): signal recognition particle, endoplasmic reticulum targeting
Molecular function (GO): 7S RNA binding
Source: RefSeq, a predicted model, not a curated record